AUGAGGCGUCAACAAGGUGGUGGUGGGGUUAUGAUUUGGGGCGGAAUCAUUGGAAAUGCUAUCAUUGGUCCCUUCCGCGUUCCUGAAGGUCUAAAGUUGUCCUCAGCCACGUAUUGCCAGUUCCUGAAAAAUUCCCUUGAGCCAUGGUUGGAUAACCUUCCUUUGGCAACAUUGAAGAAUAUUAUCUUUAUGCAUGAUAAUUUAUAA
Molecule: messenger RNA, 207 nt
Organism: Paramuricea clavata
Lineage: Eukaryota; Metazoa; Cnidaria; Anthozoa; Malacalcyonacea; Plexauridae
Source: the annotation of a GenBank genome assembly